AUGUCCCAUACCAAAGCUGUGGUGGCCACAGACCUGGUGCAUGCACACGGCGUGCCUUACAACUCGGCGGACAACUUCUUGCGUGUUCUGUCGGAGCGUGAAGCUGCAGCAGGCAAGAAGGCAAUGUCGUUGAUCCGGCUCCGCCAGGAGAUCGAGUGUGAUGCCACAUCACUCGGCCGCUUCUUUGUGAAGCCUGACAACAUCUUCUACGCGGACCAGAUCCAAGAUUUGCAGCAGAAGAAACGGGCCUGUUUGAAGUCUUACCCAGUCCAUGUGCGUGUCGUCGGCGCCAUCCAGCGGGGUGGCUUGAUGGUGGUGAAGUUCAUGACGCCGAAGGUUACUCUUCCCAAGGCUCGGCCGCCUGUCGAAUCGAUUCGGGAGAUUGACAGGUCAGGCCUUGCAAAGUACAUUGGAGCAGACAAGAACACAGCAAUCUACUCAGAUGGUGCUCCGAGCUGGCGAACCUUUGCCAAGAAGCUGAAGAUCCCUGUGGCUCAGGUGUCACACCAGCAACGACAAUACGCAGUGCAGCUUCGACGUGCUCCUCGGCCCAAGCUGAGUAAAGUCGGAGGCACGCAGUGCAUCGAUGCUGCUUGGGGAAGCCUGAAGCGCUUCAUGCCGAAGCAGGUAAAAAGAAAAGGAAAAAUGAAAGGCGUCAGUUGCAUGAAUGCAACGUUGGAACGCCGUGUGUACCAAUGGCUCUGGCGCAAAAACCUCAGAGCUGAUGGAGAUGUCACGGGACAAGAGUUCCUGCUGCACUUGUCGAAGGCUUGUCCGCAGCACCUGCCAAGCAGCUUUGAUUGUUUAGGUCUUGGACGUCAUGGGACAUCUGCAGAAUUGCCACACCUCACAUCUCUUGACUACCUCACUAGGCGUGGGUUCAAGAAGCGUGAUGGAAAUGGAGAUGGCAAGGUCUUCCACGUGGAGCUUCUUGAUGCCGAAGGCGGUGAGAUCCGUGCAAGCUUCUUCAAUGAAGCUGCCGAGAAGUUCUUUGACCUCAUGGAGGUCGGGAAGUGCUUCAAACUGAGCAGGGGCAGUGUCCGCAUUGCCAACAGGCGGAACUUUGUCAAGAGGAACCUCACGAUUGCGGUCGGGGUCUUGGCUCGUGGUGAAGCUGCCCUUCCAAGCGUUGAAGCUAUCAUCUUACUUUUGCUGAUUGCAUGUUUGUUUGUUUUGAUUGAGUCCUCUAUGAUUCCUGGACUUGAGGAUGACAGUGCCAUGAGCAUGAUUGUCACAAUCUGGGCAGAGCGUGCUCAGAAGGAGGAUACUGUCUUCAAGGGCAACCCAGUGGUGGUCAUGAAGGGUGUGAUGGUGAAGGAAUGGCAAGGAGGUCGAAGUGGCUCAUUGACAGAGGGCGGUUUGAUGGUGAUGCAGCCUGACAUUCCAGAAGCAAAAGCAGUCUCAGCGUGGUGGCAGUCGACGGGCCACGCCCAAGAGAUCACCUUCAUCUCCCAGACUAACGGCUUGCCUGGACCUCGAGCCUCUGGAAAGACUAUGGACAUCAUGCAGAUGAAGCAGGCAUCUGAGCAGAUGGUGACUGAGCAAGAGACCUUUUCGAUUUACUGCCGCUUGGCUGCUGUGCAGACUCGCAAAAGGGAUGAAGUGCAGCCUUUGGUCUACAAUGCCUGCAUGGAGCUCAAGGAUGGGAUGAAUGGACGGACUCUCCCGUGCAAUCGUCGCGUUGAUGAGAACGGCUUUUGUGCAGUGUGCGACAAGAAGGGCAAGGCUGGACCUCGUUUGAACCUGCGCUGCCGCUUUGAAGAUGCAUCUGGAAACUGCUGGCUUACAACUUUCCAUCCGGCAGCGGAGAAGAUCUUGGCACUCUCAGCACAGGAGGUGCUUGUUUGGGCACUCUAUUAUUGA
Durusdinium trenchii is the source of this 1863-nucleotide messenger RNA. The record is from the annotation of a GenBank genome assembly. Lineage: Eukaryota; Dinophyceae; Suessiales; Symbiodiniaceae.